Paramecium sonneborni is the source of this 402-nucleotide messenger RNA. NCBI's taxonomy places the organism in Eukaryota, Ciliophora, Oligohymenophorea, Peniculida, Parameciidae. The record is from the annotation of a GenBank genome assembly.
AUGAUUAGGUUUUUGAGUAAAAAUAAAUAAGGAGUUGCUUCAUAAAAACUGGUAAUUAUCUUUUUUAAAAAUAAAGAUAAUUCUCUAACAAAAGUAACAGGAUUAAUUGAAUAGAAUGUAUUAUAAAUAAUUCAUAAAAAUAAGAUUGAUUGGAAGGUACAUGUUAAUUAAUCAUAAGCUUGUUCAACUUGUCAUUUGAUACCUGAAGAAGAAGAUUUAUUAUAUUAGGGUUAUGGGUCGACAGAAACAUCUAGAUUAGGAUGUAAAGAAUAGAUAAAUGAAAAGAUUUGAGAAUGUUGUGAUACAAUUACCAAAUCCAAAAAGGAAUUUCUGAAUAGAUGGUCAUAAAUCAAAGUCUCAUUGAUUUAAUUAAAUUAUGAAUAAAUAUAUUCUUAAAAUAGG